Messenger RNA from Sipha flava (yellow sugarcane aphid), 1685 nucleotides. RefSeq names its product oxysterol-binding protein-related protein 6-like. Lineage: Eukaryota; Metazoa; Arthropoda; Insecta; Hemiptera; Aphididae. Gene Ontology annotation, molecular function: cholesterol binding. Gene Ontology annotation, cellular component: intracellular membrane-bounded organelle; plasma membrane; perinuclear endoplasmic reticulum. The transcript has 8 exons. The record is from RefSeq and is a predicted model, not a curated record. Bases 78 to 1232 code for a protein of 384 amino acids.
ACCUUAAUGAAAUGUUUAUAAUGGAAGAAGGGUAAAUAUUAUAAUUAGAUUGUGGUGGAUCUGGUGAUAUUAGGAAUAUGACAGGACGGCGUACUAAGCUUCCUUGUCCGAAACCUGAUACUGAAGGAUUAUCUUUAUGGAAUCUCUUAUGCAAAAAUAUUGGUAAAGAUCUCUCUCAGGUUUCUAUGCCAGUAGCACUUAAUGAACCUCUUAACAUGUUGCAGCGUAUGUGUGAAGAACUAGAAUACAGUGAACUUUUAGACAAAGCAUCAGAACAAUCUGAUGUCUAUGAACGCAUGGUAUAUGUAGCUGCAUUUGCAGUGUCUAGUUAUGGAUCCAGUUAUUAUCGAGCUGGAUCGAAGCCAUUUAAUCCUUUACUAGGUGAGACCUAUGAAUGUAUACGAGAUGACAAAGGCUUCAAAUUUAUUGCAGAACAGGUUAGUCAUCAUCCACCAGUUAGUGUAUGUCAUGCUGAAUCAAAAAAUUUUAUAUUUUGGCAAGAUGUUAGAAUUAAGACAAAAUUUUGGGGAAAAUCAAUGGAGUUUCAACCAACAGGGUAUGUAAAUGUACAGUUACUUUGUAAUGAUAGCAAAGAUCAUUACAGGUGGAAUAAAGUGACAACUUGUGUUCAUAACUUAUUUGGUGGUCAACGUUCUGUAGAUCAAUAUGGUGAAUUGAAAAUUACUAAUUUGGAUAAGAACAUUACGUGCAAGUUGACGUUUGUGAAGGCUAGUUAUUUUUCUGCUAAACGCCAUGAAAUACAUGGUGUUGUAAUUAAUGACAACGAAGGAAAAGUUGUGCGUAAGCUUUUUGGUAAAUGGAAUGAGGCUCUUUAUUGUGGUGUAGCGCCUUCUGCAAAGUGUAUAUGGAGACCGGGUACAAUGCCUGAAGAUUAUGAAUUGUAUUAUGGAUUUACUAGAUUUGCAAUGGAAUUAAAUGAGCUUGAUUUAGAAAUGGCUAAAGUUUUACCAAAAACUGAUACUAGAUUUCGACCAGAUCAAAGGCUAUUAGAAGAAGGUGAUUUGAACCGAGCUGAAUCUAUGAAACUUAAUUUAGAGCAAACACAGCGUGAACGACGUAAACAAAAAGAAGAAACUGGAGAACAACAUGAACCAAAAUGGUUUAGAAAAACUGUAAGAAAUGGUAUUGAAACUUGGGAGUUCAAUCAUACAUAUUGGGAUGUGCGUAAAAAUCCUGGAUUUACUAACAUUCAUUUUGAAAAACUUUGGUGAAUAUUACCUAAAAGUAUCAAAUAAUCAGUGUGAUUUGGUCAGUUGGUUGGUGGUAUGGUAAAUACAUGUUAGCUUUAUGUUUAAAAAAAUCUGUUGAACAAAACAUUGUGAAUCAAAUAAUCUCUACAAUGAUAUAAAUUAGUUAAUCUAGUCAAUAUUUUCGUAUUAAUAUAUUUGUACUUUUCCAAUAAUUAAAUAAUUUUUCUUCCAUUUAAAAUCACUUUUCAUGAAUAUCAAAGUAAUUGAAUAGUAUUUUCUUAUAUCCAUGUAAAAUUUGGCUUCGGCUUACUUAACUCAAUGUUUUUUUUUUUUUAGAUAACAUUGAUUUUUAAUAGAUCAAAUGCCAAUUUUGUUUUCUUAUACACAGUACCUGAAUUAUACUUGAUUAUCAAAAUAUAUUUAGUAUAUAUGAUUAACUUAAAUAUUUUAGAAUCCCGAGAUAUCAACAAAUUC